AUGGACAAUAGUGGCCACCACACGGCGACCAAAAUCCUAGCGACUCCGCCGGCUAGAGAAAGCCUGUCUGCCAGGAGCAACAUGAUCAGCACGCCUAAGCCCCUCGCCUUCUCCAUUGAGCGCAUCAUGGCGCGGACGCCAGAGCCCCGCUCCAUCCCUGUCCCGCAGCUCCUCCACGGCUCCGUGGCCAAAGGCGAUCCCAAGCACCCGCUGCACCUCAACUCCUCCAUCCCCUGCAUGAUCCCCUUUGUCCCGGUGGCGUACGACCCCCUGCCCAAAACGGCGGUGGCCGGAGCGGAACCCAGGAAGGCUCAUUUAGACUCCUCUUCCUCGCCCUCUUUUAGCUGCGGCGAUCUCUUGAACUGUGCCCUGAGCUUGAAAGGAGAUUUCCCCCGCGAUGCCCUGCCCUUGCAGCAGUACAAACUGGUAAGACCCCGAGUGGUCAAUCACUCCUCCUUCCACGCCAUGGGAGCCCUGUGCUAUUUCAACCGAGGCGACAGCCCUUGUCACCCGUCCUCCAGUGUCAACAUCCACCCGAUGGCUUCUUAUUUCCUCAGCUCUCCCCUGCACCCACAGCCCAAGGCUUACCUGGCGGAGCGGAACAAGCUGGUGCUGCCGGCCGUGGACAAGUAUCCGGCAGGGGUGGCCUUCAAGGACUUGUCGCAGGCUCAGCUGCAGCACUACAUGAAAGAAAGUGCUCAAAUUCUCUCAGAAAAAAUCGCCUACAAGACCUCGGAGUUCAGCCGCGGCUCCCCGAGCAGCAAGCCCAAAGUUUUCACAUGUGAAGUUUGUGGAAAGGUAUUUAAUGCACAUUAUAAUUUAACUCGCCAUAUGCCGGUGCACACGGGAGCCAGACCCUUUGUUUGCAAAGUUUGUGGAAAGGGCUUCAGACAGGCGAGCACGCUCUGCCGGCACAAGAUCAUCCACACCCAGGAAAAGCCGCACAAAUGCAACCAGUGCGGCAAAGCUUUUAACCGGAGCUCGACCUUGAACACACACACGCGAAUACACGCCGGCUACAAACCUUUUGUCUGUGAAUUUUGUGGCAAAGGAUUUCACCAGAAAGGCAAUUACAAAAACCACAAACUGACUCACAGCGGGGAGAAGCAGUUCAAGUGCAAUAUCUGCAACAAGGCUUUCCACCAGGUGUACAACCUGACCUUCCACAUGCACACCCACAACGACAAGAAGCCCUUCACCUGCCCCACCUGUGGCAAAGGCUUCUGCAGGAACUUUGACCUCAAGAAGCACGUCCGCAAGCUGCACGAUAGCGCCCUGGGACUGCCCCGCCCCCCCGCUGAGCUGGGGGGGCCCGAUCAGCCUCCCCCGCCCGGGCCGCUGCUACAGGGCCCGCCGCCGCUCCAGCCCUGA
This is a messenger RNA of Calypte anna (Anna's hummingbird), 1371 nucleotides long. It is a transcript of the gene FEZF1, whose product is annotated as FEZ family zinc finger 1. The record is from RefSeq and is a predicted model, not a curated record. The transcript has 4 exons. Gene Ontology annotation, cellular component: nucleus. NCBI's taxonomy places the organism in Eukaryota, Metazoa, Chordata, Aves, Apodiformes, Trochilidae. Bases 1 to 1371 code for a protein of 456 amino acids.